Molecule: messenger RNA, 1207 nt
Organism: Saccostrea cuccullata (small rock oyster)
Lineage: Eukaryota; Metazoa; Mollusca; Bivalvia; Ostreida; Ostreidae
Exons: 5
Coding region: 1-675 (224 amino acids)
Biological process (GO): mitotic sister chromatid segregation
Cellular component (GO): MIS12/MIND type complex; kinetochore
Source: RefSeq, a predicted model, not a curated record
AUGGCCGAGCGUAUUCGGUGCCGAAGUCGUCGAUCAACCGAAAAUCUGUUUGUUAUGAUAGAAGAAAGUGUGUCAAAAUCAUUCCAAGACUGUGAAGACAUUGACAUUAACGAAAAACAAAGAGUUUUUGAGCGUUUUAAAGAGAUAUACUUUGGCAGUCUCAAGAGUAACAUUGUUAUUGAUGGAGUAGGAUGGGAAGAAACAAAUUGUGAUGAAACAGCAGAAUUCAAACCCAUUGAUAUGGAGAAAAAGAAAUACGUUGACACCACACUGGUGGAGUUGGUGGAUGAUUCAACUGUCAGAGUAAGCAGUCGACGAAAGAAGUAUCCGUCAAAGCUUACCAUAAACUGCCGGAAGAUGUUGGAAGCUCAAACAGUUCAGUGUGUCAAAAGAAAGUUUCAGCUUCCUACUAUGAAAGUAUGCAACCAUACAGUAGCAGAGAAGGUAGUCGACCCUUUAAGAAUGGAGAAUAUAGCAGAAUCCUGCAAAGAUUUGGCAACACAAAUUAAGACUAUUCCUGAUGCCCUCAUCAAAACAGACAGACUGAAGAAAUCAACGGAAAUGUUCGAGAACCACAAAAUGACUCUGCCCAAUGGCGUCUUGUUUAAUGACAGUGUAGUGAUUCCUCCCGAGGAACCCUCCCUUCAGAGCCGGCUUCUGGUACAGCUACAGUAGGGGGAUAGUCAAGCUACUGCUUGUGUUACCCAUAGGUCCCAUGUUGAAAAGUCUGUUAUUUACUGGUUUUGUUUUAACAUUGUUUUCUCUUUUUUACCAGUAUUUUAAAGAAACUAGUGCAUUACAAUGAAAAAGAAAUUAUUUACUGUAAGAUUUUUAAAUGUACAUAUAUGUAAAUAUGUAGUGGUAUAUUAGAGUUGCUGAUAUUAUUUUGUUUUGUAUAAAAUCUGUCUUUUUGUACUCAAAUGAAGUAUAGUAUAAAGUGUGUAAAGUUAUACAGAUAAUUAGUUACAUUAGAAGCAUGACUUGUCUGUAGAAUUGUUAUUGCUUGUUCGAGAUGCCUCUAAUGCUGCAUUAUUAGGCUACUCUGGUCAGUAUUUUUUUUAUGUUUAAAAAUUUAUUUUUCUUUAUCUUACUUUCAUCAGAUAAGUUUUCCCACUUUAUGUUAUUCAUUAUUGCAUUAUAGCAGCAGUAGCCCAUUCUUCCAUCUCCCAUUUACACACAAGAAAAUGUAAAGCUGAUUUCAUCAUGA